This is a messenger RNA of Drosophila sulfurigaster albostrigata, 2083 nucleotides long. RefSeq lists its product as uncharacterized. Gene Ontology annotation, cellular component: tRNA-intron endonuclease complex. The record is from RefSeq and is a predicted model, not a curated record. Lineage: Eukaryota; Metazoa; Arthropoda; Insecta; Diptera; Drosophilidae. Gene Ontology annotation, biological process: tRNA-type intron splice site recognition and cleavage.
GUGAACAUAGAGUCAAUAUCACAAGUGGUCACACUGUAAGCAUUGGUGAAAUUUCUGGCAAGGCCACAGUUAACAGCUGUUAGUGGUAAAAUGAGCGGCGCGCCAGCAAGUGUGAUUGAAAUACAAACAAAAAACUCAUAUUUAAGUGCCGCAGAACUCAUUGCGCACCGCCAUGCAGAAGUUGAAUCCCCGCGAAUUGGUCUAAAACGAACCAACGUGGAAGGCAGCGCAGCCGAACAGGAGGAGCUUCAACAUGCAUAUGCAAAUUUACGCAGCGUAUUGUCAACGCGACGCAUCGAGCGACACACGGGACGUGCCAUUGGCGUGUGGCACAAGGAUCAACAGGCUGCUGAAGUGCUGCGCAAAGAUGGCAAAUUUGAGAGCUUUGGCUUCAACAGGCAAGGCAAACUCUAUUUGGAAUAUUACGAGGCACUAUUUCUCCUAGAAUUGAACCGUCUGCAAUUGGAAUAUUGCCAAAUGAUUGUCUCUGUGGAACAGGCCUAUUUAUUACUGCUGGGCGAGGAAUCCAGCGAGAAGUACAAUAAUUAUUUAGUGUACUCGGCCCUGUCACGUGCUGGAUACAUUGUGGUUAGGCAUCAAACAGCUUGCCAAGAUGCCCCAACUACUUCAACUGCAGCACCAAGCAGUGAGGAUUGCAUUUGGGCCCUCUUGGAGGAGUCUAUAAACAAUAAGCCAGCGCCUGAAUACAUCAAAGCAUCUCAUUAUUAUGUCACUGCGCAAUCGCGCAUGACAGACCUAAAGCUUCAGAUUGUGAACCAAACUCACCCGAGUGUAGAAGACAACAGCUUGAAGGAAGAUUUUAAAUUCGAUACACGUAAGCGAAGAGCGCAAUCAGAGCCAAAAGAGGAUGCAGCAACUAAAAGAGUAAAAACGAGAAACACUGAAAGCCUUAUUGACAAUCUUAAAACGGAACCGAACUAUACGAAAUUCAAGGAAAUAUUUGAGAGAUUCGAUAUAGUGCAGCUCCAACAAGAUGACUAUGAUGUGACCGAGGAUUAUUCCGAUUUGCGCAAUUUGAGUAUUAGCUUUGAUUUGCAUCUACACAACGAGGGUUUCAGGCGCAGUGCGCCAAAGGCGCCCACAUUCGGCGUCGUUAUAGUGCCAACAGAUGAACCAUUUCCCACCCAUAAUGAGAUGAUCAAGUGCCAACGCCAGCAGCACUCAAUUCUCUCAAUUUCCUCACCCACUGCUGGUGCCCCGCCGUUGCUUGUCAUAUCCGUUAGCGAAUCUAAACAAAUUCAGGCGUUUCUAUAUUAUAUGAGCUGAUGAUUUUUGCGAUAGCUCAAUUAAUUGUGUGUAUAAUUGUUUGCUAAUUUAUAUUUCGUCUCAAUAAAAUACGCAAUCAUUAUUCGAGUGACGUACAAAAUGUUAAGCCUGUUGGCAUUCUAAAUUUUUUUAUUGUCAUGUUUUUAUCAUUUUGUUUCAGAAUAUUUUAAAUUUGUAUACAUUUUUCUUGAAAUCGAUUGCAAUGAAUGUGCCGAUUGUUUGGGUGAUGGGCGGACCAAGUAGCGGAAAGAGCACGAUGUCCCAAAAUAUUGUGGAUAAAUUCGGUCUAACUCCGUCAAGGGUGUUGAAUUUGCUGCACAGCGUCAAGAGGGUCACGAAGUUCCCCUCGCGGAAUGUGUGCACCUGCUAGAAAGCGAAAUCAUGAGCAAUAGAGGUUCUCUCAGAGGUUUCGUUAUAGAUGGCUAUCCGCAAAAUCAGAGUGAUGCUAAAAUUUUGGAGCAAAGCAUCGGAGUUCCCGAUUUGAUCAUUGCUUUGGAAAUUGGCCAGCAAACAGCGGAGACGCGUAGAUCGGUAGAUAGCACCACUCUCCCAUCAACAGUUAGUUCCUAUAUGAGAAAUGCUGAGCCGGUGUUAGCUCAAUAUUCGGAUAAAAUAAUGCAAAUUGAUGCGGAACGCAAUUCCAGCGACAUUUUCAAUGAUGUAGUGCCCAAUAUAGACGCAAUUGCUAAGAGUUAUGGCAAUCCUAUUGCAAUUUCACGUUCCUCACAUUAACAUGGCGCAAUUAAUCAAAAUUAAAGUUGUAAACACAAAAAAUCUUAAAAUUGUAUUGCACAGA